GUGCAUUUGCAGGUGUUGGGGAUGGGGCAGGAGUGGGAGGGUGGGGUAAUGGCGGAGGGGUUGGGGGGCGGCCAGAAGAUCAACCUCCUGAGGGAGGAACUAAAGCACCACAACCACAACCCCAACCUGGUGGUGCUGUUCUCUGACAGCUACGACGUGGUGUUCACGGGGGGCGCUGAAGAACUCCUACAGAAGUACCAGAAGCUGAAGGCGCGGGUGGUGUUCGGGGCCGAGACAUCCUGCUGGCCUGAUCCUUCACUCACCGACCUCUACCCCAGGGUAUCCUACGGGUACAGGUUCCUCAACUCCGGAGGGUUCAUGGGGGACGCGGCGACGCUGUACGACCUGGUCUCCCUGAAUGGGCCGGUGCCCCCCGCCAGCGAUGACCAGCUCUACUACUCAAAGAUCUUCGUGGAUCAAAAACUCAGGGAGAAAUUUGGGAUCAAACUUGACUCCCAGUGCAAGAUCUUCCAGAACCUCAACCACAACUCGGCGGACGUGUCUCUGAAGUUCAAGUCUGGCGACACGCGUCUCGUCAACACCGUCUUCCAGACUCGGCCUGUCGUCAUCCACGGCAAUGGUCCCUCCAAGGUGUUGCUCACGUCCCUCAGCAACUACCUGGCCAAGAGCUGGACGAUGGACGAGGGCUGCCUCAGCUGCGCCGAGGGAAAGAAGGACAUCUUCAAUAUCGACGACUCGGAGCUGCCGGUGGUGAUGGUGGCGGUGUUCGUAGAGACGGGGACGCCGUUCCUGGAGGAGGCGCUGCAGAAGAUAGCGCGUCUUGACUACCCUAAGACACGCAUGCAUCUGUUCCUGCACUCCCAGGUUCCUAAGCAUGGUGCGCUGCUCAGCAACUGGACGAAGGCGGCGACGAAGGCAGGCUACCUGAGCGUCACCCACGUCACCCAUGACGACAAGCUCAAGGAGUGGCACGCACGCGCACGCGCUGUCACCGAAUGCCUGGCGGUGGCGUGCGACGCGCUCUUCUCCGUGGAUGGCGACGUGCAUCUCGACAACCCCGACACUCUGAAGCUGCUGCUGCACCACAACAGACCCAUCCUGGGGGCGAUCAUGACUCGCUUGGGGCGCGCGUGGUCCACCUUCUGGGGGGCGGUCACCCACGACGGCUUCUACGCGCGCUCCACGGACUACAUGGAGAUUGUCAACGGCAACAGGAGGGGCAUCUGGGCAGUUCCAUACAUCAGUGGGGUGUAUUUAAUACAGAAGUCGGUGCUAGAAGACGAAGAACUGCGACCAAAUUACAUACAUAAUCUCUUCGACGCUGACAUCGCCAUGGCAACCAACUACAGAGCUAAGGACGUUCUUAUGUACGCCGUAAACCUAGAACACUACGGACACCUGGUGGAUAACGCCCUAUAUCCCGUGGAUAAACUGCACCCAGAUUUAUGGCACGUAGCCAUGAACAGGGAAGAUUGGGAGGCUCGGUAUCUGCAUCCGGAUUAUUAUAAAGCCUUAAACCUGAGCACACUUAAUGAACUUCCAUGUCCAGACGUGUAUUGGUUCCCAGUUUUCUCUGAACGGUUCUGUACAGACCUCAUCGAGACCAUGGAAGACUAUGGGGAGUGGUCCGGUGGUAAGAAUACGGACGAACGAAUUUCCGGUGGAUAUGAGAACGUACCGACUGUAGAUAUCCAUAUGACGCAGAUAGGAUUCCAGCAAGAAGCCCUUUGGAUCCUGAAGGAAUACAUUAAGCCUUUGGCUGAGAAGGUUUACCUCGGAUACACAAGCGAUGCCCGAGCGGACUUGAUUUUUGUGGUGCGUUAUCGGCCUACUGAACAAUCUUUCCUUAGACCGCAUCACGACAGUUCCACGUACACCAUCAACGUAGGCCUGAAUAGGCCUGGCAUCGACUAUGAGGGUGGAGGAGCACGCUUCAUCAGGUACAACUGCUCGGUGGUUGACACCAGGAUGGGUUGGGCGCUGAUGCAUCCUGGUCGCCUCACCCACUACCAUGAGGGGUUGCAAACAACCAAGGGCACGCGCUACAUCCUGGUUGCAUUCAUUGACAACUAGCAACUUCAUAGUUAAUUACUAAUUCUGUAACACACUUAUUUAAUUUGCUGCCUGGGCCUGUACUUUCAAAAAAAAGUUAAGAGAUCGUAAGUUCAUCAGCCAAUCAUU
Hyalella azteca is the source of this 2142-nucleotide messenger RNA. Its product is annotated as procollagen-lysine,2-oxoglutarate 5-dioxygenase 1-like. Lineage: Eukaryota; Metazoa; Arthropoda; Malacostraca; Amphipoda; Hyalellidae. Gene Ontology annotation, molecular function: procollagen-lysine 5-dioxygenase activity; iron ion binding; L-ascorbic acid binding. The annotation marks the transcript as partial. Gene Ontology annotation, biological process: peptidyl-lysine hydroxylation. Gene Ontology annotation, cellular component: endoplasmic reticulum. The transcript is spliced from 12 exons. The record is from RefSeq and is a predicted model, not a curated record.